This is a messenger RNA of Colletotrichum phormii, 771 nucleotides long. RefSeq lists its product as uncharacterized. NCBI's taxonomy places the organism in Eukaryota, Fungi, Ascomycota, Sordariomycetes, Glomerellales, Glomerellaceae. Gene Ontology annotation, molecular function: oxidoreductase activity. The coding region runs from base 1 to 771 and encodes 256 amino acids. The record is from RefSeq and is a predicted model, not a curated record. The transcript has 2 exons.
AUGACACCACUUAAAGGAAAGAUAGCAAUCGUCACAGGAGCAUCCCGCGGCCUUGGCGCAGGCAUGGCUCUAGACCUCGCACGCAAAGGCGCAUCCGUAAUGCUCCUCUACACCUCCGACUCAAGCGCCCCUAAAGUCGACUCCCUCAUCGCAGAAAUUACGUCCCUCCCCCACGCCCCCUCUGCCGUAGCUUGCAAAGCAGACCUCUCCUCAGAAACCGCCCCAGCAACAGUCCUCUCCGCCCUAGACGCCUGGCUCGGCCCCGAAGCCCACGUCGAUAUUCUGAUCAACAAUGCAGGAACAGAACUCAAUGCACCACUAGGCACCAUCUCCCCCGCAGACUUUGCAAAAGUCUACGACCUCAACGUCCGCGCGCCCCUCCUCCUAACCCAAGCCCUUCUCUCGCGCCUAGCACCCACCGGCGCACGCAUCAUCAACAUCGGCUCCGUGGGCGGACGGCAAGGCUUCCCCGGGUUGGGAUUAUACUGCUCUUCAAAGGCGGCGCUGGAGGGUCUGACGCGUGUGUGGGCGCGGGAGCUGGGGAAGAACGGGACGACUGUUAAUUGUGUUGCGCCGGGGCCGGUGCAGAGCGAUAUGCUGGAUAAGAUCCCCAAGGAGCUGGUGGAGAUGCAGAAGAGGCAGACGCCGGUGGAGAAUCGGACGGGGACGGUGGAGGAGGUUGCGAGGAUUGUGACGUGGCUUGCUAGUCCUGAGAGUUCGUGGGUUAGUGGGCAGGUUAUUAGUGCUAGUGGUGGUUGGGCGAUGCACUGA